CUAUCUGAGGGUUUUCUUGGUUUUGCAUUGAAUUCCACAGUUCCCUUUGACUGCCAUUUCUUAAUGACGUUUCGGACAACGGAAACGUGGCUGGAAGGGCUGUGAUACAGUAUCUUUUUAUAGCCUUCCUCUGAUUGUAGGCAUCAAUUAGCUUCAUUUUCAGAUCCUCGGGAAGCUGCUUAGGGGUUGAGUUUUAGCACAAAGGUUGAAGAUUCAGAGAAUUUAUUAUGCUCUGGAAUUGUCAUCAGCUGACGAUUGCUAAUGACAAUUCUCAGUUUAAGUUCUGAGAUGUGAAGGGUGUCCAAACUUAUAAACUUGCCACGAUUACUUUCCCCCCAUAUUUUCAAAAGUAAAACUUAACUUAAAAAGUAACUUUGCAUUAAUAUUUGCACAUUUAAAGAAAAAAAAUAUAAUAAUAAUAAUUUGCUUGUGUGUACUACUUUUCACGUCUCAACAAAAUCUAAUUUGUCCAUCCAAAUCUCACUAGCCAAUGAUUGUAAAUCAGUGUUAAGCCCCGCCCACACGAGAGGUUUGUGCCAGAAUUGCGAACGGAAACUUAAACGGAAACUUUGAAAGCGUAAAACUUUUUGCACAAAUUCAAUUCCAUAUAAUAUGAAAUCAAAUUCUUUGAGUGUUUAAAAAAAAAACAGACCUGUUUAAUAGCAAACUUUAAAAAAUAAAUAAAUAAACAAAUAAAAUAAAAAGUGAAAUGUCCUAUUCUUAGAGGCUGAUGGUUAACUUGGAUGGUCUUGUAAACUAAAAUAUUCAAGAAAUUAAACUGAUGUUGGAGCAGUUUAUAAUUUAUGGAAGAAUCUCAUAAUGUAAAAAUCUGCAAUGAUAAAAUAUCAUUUAACAGCUCAGUGGUCUUCUACAUGAUUUUUCCUCUUCACAUAUUUCUCAUAUUCCUGCGCUCUUGUUCUGUGAAUGAGCGAUGACGUAUACUUCAAUGUUAGCAAUUUAAAAAGCUGAAUUUCAGGUUGUACACUACACUGAGGGUUUUUGUUUUCCGUCAUCAGUGGUACAGACUUCCUUAUUAGACUCCUCCUUUCAGCUGUGUUUAUUCUCGAGAUGAAACUCCGGUCACACUGUGUCACACUGUACGUGAGAAGAGGACUGAACAUAAGGAUCCUUAACACACACUGAACCUGAACGCAACAUCAUGGAGGAUUCACAGUCAAGGAUGAACCUCCAGAUCAAAUCGUCACUAGGUGCGCUCUUCACCCACCAGCAGUAUUAGUGUGAAAGAAAAUUAGUGUGAAGGAUCUUCUGGCCAUGCGUAACAGGCUCUUGGACUUGUUCCUGGUCAAUGUGUUGACAUGGGGGCUGGAGAUAUGCAUGGCCACCAGCACCAUCUACAUUCCCCCCAUGCUCCUGGAGGCCGGAGUGCAGGAACGCUUCAUGACCAUGGUGCUUGGUGUGGGCCCUGUACUGGGGUUAAUAUUUGUCCCUCCGCUCGGUUCAGCAAGUGACAGAUGGAAGAGUCGUUAUGGGCGCCGGCGCCCCUUCAUCUGGCCCCUGUGUGUUGGUGUGCUGCUUGGCCUUGUGGUUAUUCCUCGUGCUUCCCAGAUCGCCUCUCUGUCCUCCGAACAGCAUCAGCGUUGGAGCUACUGUGAUAUUUGGUGGUCGAUGUCGAUUUUCCGUACCAGGGUGGAGGUUCUGCUGUUGGUGUUGUCCAUCUGUGUAUUGCAGUUCUGCGGUCAGGCCUGCUUCACCCCUCUGGAGGCGCUGGUGUCUGAUCUCUACCCUGGAGAAGAGGAGAGCCGUCAGGCGUUCUCCAUCUACUCCAUCAUGCUCAGCCUGGGAGGAUGCAUCGGGUAUCUGCUCCCAGCCGUGGACUGGACAGGUCUGGAUGCGUCCUCUUUCCUGGGAGGCCAGGAGGCGUUCAUCUAUGCUCUCCUCACUGGACUCUUCCUUAUGUGCCUCCUGACAACAACCUUGAUCUCAGAGGAGCAGACAGCCGAGGCAGUGACGGAGUCAUCCAGGAGAUCUCAGAACUUCUACGGCAUGUGCUGCUGGCCGUUUGGGUUGCUCUCCAGGGCGCAGAUUCUGAAGCGUACCAUAGUUAGCCUAUUUGCAGUCAUGCCCAGACUCUGGUCACUGUGCAGCCACAUUCCCAGAGUGAUUGCUAGGCUGUUUGUGGCGGAGCUGUUCAGCUGGAUGGCUCUGAUGACGUUUGUGCUCUUUUAUACGGACUUCAUGGGGGAGGGAUUGUAUGACGGCGUGCCCAGCGCUAAACCAGGCUCUCCAGAGAGACUUCGCUACGAGGAAGGUGUGCGCGUGGCCAGUUUCGGCCUGUUCCUGCAGUGUGUGACCUCGGUGACCUUCUCGAUACUGAUGGAGAGGAUGGUGGCGUGUGUUGGUGCACGUGUACUCUAUCUGAGUAGCUUGGCACUGCUGGCGUUGAGCACGGCCGUAAUGACAGUCUCUAAGAACGUCAUCCUGGUGACCGCGAUGGCUGCAGCGACGGGUUACACCUUCUGUACUCUGCAGAUCCUGCCGUACACACUCGCCUGUCUUUACCACUCAGACAAGCAGGUGUUUUUUUCCAGCAGUAGAACCAAACACUCGUCCAGCAGGUGUGACCUGGUUGAAUCAGCUCAUAAGCAAAUUUCUGCCAUGUACCGGAGCCCAAACGGGUGUUUGAAUGGCCAUGCUGCAGUGCCCUCCACGACCAAACCCUCUGUUUCCUCGUCACUUAAAUCCCAUGUUUCCCUGAACAUGAACACAUCGCCAGGUUCCUACCAGUCUCAGAGAGGGAUGUGUCUGGACAUCGCCAUCCUGGACAGUGCAUAUCUCCUGUCGCAAGUCAUACCAUCACUCUUCAUGGGCUCCAUCGUGCAGCUUUUCAGCAGCGUCACUGCCUACAUGGUGUGCGCAUCGGUCCUCAGCCUGCUAGCCAUUGUCUUUUCCGGCAGGAUCAUCUUCACCAGGCAAGAAAUGGAAAUGCUAAAAUUAAGUGAUAAACCAGUGGCCAUUGCUAAUGACUCGCUUAUGCUGCUCACGCUGCCCUGCAUGGAGGUGGGGGGCAGUGAAGGAGGCAGCUCAGUCUCCUGCUCCAGCCCCGAGACGGGCGACACUGCCACCGGUCUGGGUGAAGAAGAAGAGGAAGAUGGUCUCUUGAACUUUGACUUCACUUCAGGCACGGAGGAAGUUCCCAGAUUUCCGGAUUUCACCUUGCACGUUUCGAGCAGCUUCUCUCCGACUCUUGAGGACAUCGAGGAGUUCUUGAUGGAGAAGAUGGAUCCAGAAGAAAAAGACCUCGUCAUUCCAGACACAAAAACAGAGCAGGCGGUAGAUAAAGACGCGCCAUCUCCUGCGAGUCAGCUAAACAGUACGACAGUCAAAUCUUCCGCCCAAACCCCCACUAGUCAGAACACUAGUGCUACAGCUAGCUCUGCUCCAGUGUUAGUUGGCGCUCCAGUGGUGCUGCAGAUUCAGCCCGUGCAGAUCAGCCACCCGCUUCCCCAAACGAACCCCCCUGCCAACGGGCUGCGGGUGGCCCACCUGGUGCUGGGUGUCCAGGGUGGGCAGAAUGUUGCCCUGCUCUACCCUCCGGUGCCCUCUGCGACCGUGCUGCCCAUCGUGGGUGAGACAGGAUGCCAAGACCAAAAGUAUGUGAAGAUCGCCCCGUUGCCUAUCGCGUUUAGGGCGGUUGGCAUAGCAGCGACCAGCUUGGUCAAAGCCAUCCCUCCAUGCUCACCCAGGACAUCCACGGAAAACCUGCGUGUGCACAAGUGUUCCCAUCCAGGGUGCGAGAAGAUGUAUACCAAGAGCAGCCACCUGAAGGCCCACUUCCGAAGACACACAGGGGAGAAGCCAUACCUGUGCAGCUGGCCAGACUGCGGCUGGAGGUUCUCCCGGUCGGAUGAAUUAUCCCGUCAUCGCCGUUCACACUCGGGCGUGAAGCCUUACAAAUGCACGAUGUGCGACAAGAAGUUCGCCAGGAGCGACCACCUGUCCAAACACACUAAGGUGCACAGGAGCCCGCGCGCGAGCAGACUGGCCAGACCGAGCGUCUGAAGCAGCACCGUCCUUCCACUAAACCGUGAAAAGCUAGAUCUUCCUUUAUUUUCCACUUUCCUUCCUUCCUUCCUUCUUCCUCUUGCUUAGUUUUCUCCAGAUCUGUGCUUUUCUCGGUGCUAACGCUGGCUAACUUGAACCUCAGGGAUGUGAUUGUUCAGCCCCGAAGCAGCCCCGCUGCACACAACUCACUACCCUUGUAUGCUCUUGAUGGAAAUCGGAAUUGGGAGAUUUUGAUGCAAAAAUCCGGCACGAGGAUAAGCAUGGUGCUAAACUGGUGCGUUUUUGUGAAUAUUCCCUAGUAAUCUGAAUCGGAAAAAGGACUUUGAAAAAGCUUCGAAGUCCAGAUGUGAGCAUGUCUCCAGACUGCCUUAUAUUUAAAGCAGUGUCUUUCCUAAGCAUCAUGUAUACCGGCUUGUAAAGGUGAAAAAAAAAAGUCUUGUGUAUGCUGUGUAUGCUAAAACGGACAAACAGAUAAUCCUGAUUUUUCUUUUUCUAAAUAUGCACUUCAGCUUGAAUUGGAUAAUCGUUAUAUCACGGAAUAGUAUCUAAUGUAUAGCACUUAAGGUAAGGGUUUAACAGUUCCUGCCUCUGAAAAUCAAUGCAAGGUCCAGUGUGAUUGUUUUUUUGUACCGUGAUGUAUCUUGAUGUAACUUUCUUACCUUUUUUUUUUUUUUUUUUUCGUACUAAUGCCUGAUGUUACUGAUUUUAUUUCCCUUUUUUUUUCUUUUCUUUUUUCUACCUGUCCUCUUCCCGGCCCAAUCACAUCCCUGAUUGAACCAAAUCAUGUUAAAGUGCGUCUAUGCUGUGCCUCGAAUCUCUUUCAGAUUGUUGAGAGAGGCUAAUAUGCCAAACCAGAGAUCCCGGUUAUCAGUGGGACUUUGGCGUUUGACUACGUUUUAAGGAAUUACCGCUCAUGUACUGUAAAAACACUCAUAAGCUAAAGGAAGAGGGAUGCAUCGAUACAGAUACCGGUAUCUGGUAUCAGAUACUGUGCUUAUUUACUCGUACUCGAACAAAUAAAAUAAAUAAAUCACCUGAUACCAUGUGACGUAAGACUAAUGUACGCUGUCGGGUUAACGGACAGACGACGGUGAGAGACGGUGAUCCGGAUGUAUUUCAUGAGUAACGAUGGCGUUCAGAGCAAACUGUGGCUUUACUUCUACUCCUACUCCUGAUAAACCAUCUUCAGUAGAAAACUCCAGCUAGUAAAAGCUAACAAGGCGAGAAAAAAUAUCUACAGAUGACGCCAGGCGAGUGAAAUUAUUGGCAGUUGUUCUUCCGUUAUGAGUCGUUAACGACGAGGGACUUUAAAUACAGCUGUACAAAAGCGCUUUUCUGGACCAUCCCAAAACUCUGCUCUUUUCCCCUGCAGCCCAAUACGAGCAGACUAAUGUAGCUAGCUAAAGCACUUCGUUUUAAGUUACAUAGCUAAUGCUAUAAAGAGCGAUCCUAGUAGCAUAAACACACGAACACGCUACGUGUGCGCUUUUCACGGUCGCUGUUUGAAACACAAAAGGAAAUGUUCAAAAAACAAAAAACGGUAUCGAUGCAUCCCUGCUAGGGACAGCAAAUCCAAACUUGAGGUUUAUAAGCUACGUUUAAGAGCAGAGCUGUAUAGUGUUUCAGUUCAUCAGUAGCAGAUGAAUGUUUCGUAUUUCGUAUUCUAACGUUUCGAUAUUAAUGAAGCUAUCCUGUUAUGAUUGUAAAUCAUCAAUCAGUGAAGGGUUUUUGUUUGUUUGUUUUUGUUUUUUUUUACUCCGUCCUUUAAGUUCCGUUCUUUUAAAGAGAGCUGAUCAAUAGCUCAUAAAUCUUCCUCACUAUUGCCUUUAUGGAACAUCUGGUGUUAUGGUUAAUUACAUUUUUCACUGGUUAAUUUACUGGUUAAUUACUAACUCCAGCUCUUGUACGAGCAGACUUCGAGUAACAUGUUACAGUGGUCGGUGGUGCUCACAUAACGAGGGUGCUUUUAUGUUGUUAUUUUUCUGUUUCAAUACUGUAUUUAGUACACCCUCGUCACUUCCGCUUGGGCGGAAUCUUGCGAAAGCAACGAAAUCGUCGGCCGUAGGUCCAGAAAUCACUGCGUUCCGACACGAUUUUAUUUUACGAUUAUAUAAAAACGUAACAAAAUGGUGGACAAAGGUGUUUUAAAAAGCCAAAGCAGUUACAAAAACGUAAGGAAUACUGUACAAACGACAUUCGUGAUGUUGUAGGAAUACAUACGGAAGUGUUUUGGUAUUUUUGUAGCACAGCUAUUUAUCAACAAUUCCAAAUUCUCCAAUCGUCCGUAAAACAAAUUAACACCUGUUAUCGCUUACAUUAUACUAGCUUUAAAUGGUCAUUCCUUCACCGUCGUCUCUCACCGUUUCCCGAAGUUGAUAAGACAAUUUAAUAAAACGCAGCUUGUCACGUUAUCGAGAAACCGCAAAAUGCAACCUCGUCUGUUACAGCUUUAGACUGUUAUAAAGCGUCAGCACUGGAGACUCCUUCCGUAAACGUUAAAUAAACAUCUCCUUACAGAUUCAACAAUUAUACAUGUUUUUUUAAAAAUCCGUUUACGUGGGCCGUGGGAUUUGCGGCUGUGGUACGGUCCGAGCUGCCGUAAUAGAAAACUAAUCAGCACCUCCCAACCAAUCAGAAUCCAGAAUUCGGCAGCGCUGUGGUGUAAAUUAAAAUAACAAAUAUUGAAGACGCUGUCAUUAAAAAAAAAAAAAAAAAAUUUUUUUUGAACACCUGGAUGUUUUGUUUCAGUUCAAUAACACGAUUCAGAAUAAAGGAAAGUAAAUGGAAAGGAAAGAGUAAUCUUCUCGCUGUCGGAUCCCCAACGCGACUCUAAAUGAGCGCUUUAUUAAAGGUGGACGCGUUUGGAGGAUAAAAAUGUUAAGCCUGUCGAUAAAAAGCUCUUAGUAUUAAUUGUGAAAGCAAAAAUACGUGGUGCCUAAAGUGUCUAAUUAGAAGGGCGGGGCAGUGUGACGAUAUAGUAUCGAUAUCGUGAUAAAUUACGCCACAAUACAUUUUUUUCUGAGAUAUCACGGAUCUUGUGAUACCACUUUUUUUUUUAAUAAUUCAAAAUGUUUUUAACGAUCAAAUUUUGCACUUGGUUUUUAAAAAACAUUCUAAAUCUAUAGAAAUGUUUUUUCUCCUUUUUCAUUGUGGAGUCAUUCAUUUUUGUAGACACAAAAUAAGGCCCCCCCCCCCCCCCCCGUUUUGUUUGACACAGCACUAAUGCUGUCCUGCUUGACAUUUCUAAUAUCGUGACGCAAGUUGCGUAUCAUAGAAAUGUCUUUGUGAUAUGAUACGAUAUAUGUGAUAUGAUAUAUUUUUGGCAUAUCAUGCUCUCUGAGUAUUUCGAGUGAUUUUAAGAUUUGACUAGAUUUAGAUUGUUCCAGUAUAGUAGUCAUUGCUAAUAUUUCUCAAGUCACCAAACAUUUAAUAAUAAACACUUUUACAAUGAGGUCGAUUGAACUAAAAUUCUAAUAGCAUAUUCAUAAACUUUCGACUGGCAGUGAACGUAACAUUGGAGUUUCUACGUUCAAUCUGGAUUUUGUGUCACAAGUUCAUGCACAGAUUGCUAAGAGGACGUCAAUGAGGGCAUCUUAAAACCAGUAUUGAAACACGUUUCGUGACCUCUUUUGAUUUUUCACUUCUUUGUUGAAGAUAUGUGCUAUAUAUAUUUUUUUUCCAAUUUUUUUUUUCCUUCUCAGCAGCUGGCCAUCUCCCUGUCCGUUCCCUCUCACUCCUUUGCCUUACCAGACUCGCAUUAAUGCAUUAACACUUUAAUUUCAACAUUAAAGCCAUCCAGUAUAGCUGCUCAGCCAUGUAACUGGAGAUGUUUAGGUUAUAUUUUUUUGAAUAACUGAAGAAAAUAAAUGUUAUUUUCCUAUGUACGACAAUAAAACAAGAAGCAAUUCACUGAAAAGCUCUAGCGGUUCUUUCACGUUGCAUAAAAACUGUUACGCAAUUUGCACUUCUUCUGAAGGAACGGGCCUUCAUAACACAUUCAUAAGCAUUUAAAAAAAAAAAAAACAUUAAAGGAAAUUGGAGGGAUUUUUAUUUAUGAAAUAUGAAAAACCGAGGUUUUAUGUUAUAUAUUUUUUUUUUUACAUUAAUGACAGGACUCGAUUCUUCUUCCAAAUUCUACAUCAUCUUAGUUUCUCAUGUUUAUAAGCAUUCAUAAAUCCUUUAUAAAGCCUUUCUUGAGGAUUUAUGUAAGGUUUAUAUCCAAACUCGUGUGUGUUAACAUCAAUACUAAAAGCUAGCUUAUAAUUUGCACAUUUUUAAUUAAUUUAUUUAUUUAUUUUAGAAAUCCUCCAGAAUCCUUUACAUAUUCAUAAUAUAUAAUAUACAUACAUAUAUGUGUGUGUGUGUGUGUGUGUAAUGAAUGUAUUAUGAAGGGUCAAUGUAGAUACCUUGAAUAUUAAAACAGUAUUUAUAAGUACUGUAUAGAGCUUGAAAUGUGACAUUUUUAAAAUAUAGCAGCUUGUUGUUUUUUUGUUUUUUUUUAUAGACCAAAUACAUAUAGCGCCUUUCAAUGCUUUGGCUGUUCAUAACACAUUUACAAGCAUUACAUAAAUCUCUUACAGUAUAAAGCAAUUCUGGAGAAUUUAUAUAAGGCUUUUCCCCCCCACACUUGUGAGGUGACAUUACAGUUUUUAUGAUUUAGGUUAUAGAAGAGCUCUCAGUUGUUGUGUUUGUUGUUUUUUUGUCUAAUGACCAAAAGAACAUUCAUGAUGCUUUAUGCCAUUUUCUUUUAAGUAUUGACCUGUUAUGCCAGCUUUUGUAUUUAUGUAUCUACUUAAUAGAAAGACUUGUGUUAAUUUGGGUUUAGGACACUAAUAUAAAGCACCAUGCCGUUGUAAUGUACAGCUUCUACGUCUUCAUUCAUUCAUUCAUUCAUUCAUUCAUUCAUUCAGUCAUUUAUUUAUUUAUUUAUUUAUUUAUUAUCCCAUAUUGUUCUCGAACUCAAUCAUGCCUUUAUAACACUGUUAUGAAGCACUAGUGUAUACUUUCUACGCAUUUCAGAAGCCCAUAUAUGUUGCUAUGUAAAUGGGAAUGAAAUGACUGCUUCAUAAACUUUACAUGGAUCCUCCGUGAUUGCUUUAUGAGAGAUUUAUGCGGCGUUUAUGAAUGUCUUAUGAAGGGUCUGUGUAGAUACCCGUUAAAUCAUUCUACCUUUUUCUUUUAAAGCAUGUUAGCCUGUUCCUUAAAGACCAGACUCAUCCGGCAAAAGUCAGAGAAAAUUAUUUCUGCAUUAUGUCGAAGAAUACAUGUCGUUCUGUUACGCAUUAUAACAGGGUUAUUCACUUUUCUUGUGACAUCGGAUACACGUUAUAUAAAAUCUCUUAACGUGACUGCACAAUUUUUGACAUAAGCUCUACAUGAAUUCUCCAGCGUUGUCUUAUGACAGAGAUUUAUUCAAAGCUUAUGAACAUGUUAUGAAGGCCCUAUGUAGGUACGCUUUAAAUAUGUUAUAUAUUGUAGAUGAUCGUUUUUUUUUUCCAUUUAAAAUAUGGUCGCCUGCUUGUCAAAGACCAAACUCCUCCGGGAAAAGUCAGAAAAGAUUAUUUCUGGGUUGUUCUGAUAAAUUACCGGAGGUGAAGCAGCUCGGUUUUUAAAUAUUAAAGAUAUUACAUAUGUCAUAUUACAGACACUGUAAUAUAUUGCCUGUUGUACUGGAUUACACGUUUAUCUUCCCCACCUAGAGUCUCCGAAUUGAAGCUGUUUCGAGGGUUUUUCCGUAGCAGAUUGUCUCUGCAGCGUUGUCUAAAGCAUGUGGGAAAGGAAUCUGAGUAUCGGCCCUGGAAGCUGGACGGCCUGUUAAACAGGAAUGUCUGGCUCUCUGCGGUGAAUUUUUAAGGCCUGGUGUGGGUUUAAAAAGCAUAGCAGACUCGGAAUAACUGGCAGGUUCAGAAGCCAGCUGUUGUUUUUGUUUAAAAUACCAUUCCAUCAUCAAAAAAAACAACCUGGGCGUUUGUAAAAGAUUAAGCCGUUGGAGAUGGAGAAGUUUAAAGGUGGGAAUUUCAACAUUUGAUUCGAUUUUGAUGCACACUGUUUAAAAAAAUAUGUCUGUACAUUUACACUUACUUACUGGUAGCGGAGUUGGCAGGUAGGUACUGUUAUUAAUAUUUACAGCAUUCGUACUGCAAUGUUCAUUUACAGUAAUGGUACGGUAUGUCAUACUGGAUUUUUUAAGUUAUGCCUAUUUUGCCCAUUUUUGAUACCUAGGUUUAACUGUCAACAAAAAAUGUCCCCAUUUUCUAAUAGAGGAUAAUUUUAUUGUUGAUGCGCUCAAACCUGUUGAUGCAUCACCAGAUUUUGACGGGUUUAGGGACUGAAUAAAAAAAUGUCUGAUUGAUAAAAAAGUCUUCUGAAAGCUGUGGGCCUGCUGUUUUAUUGCACAGCUAUUUACUGUUGGUUUAUUUUCCCAGACAAAAUAACAACACCACAACCAUUCUUUUUUUUUUUUUUUACCUUGCUGUUAGAUUUGUACACUUUAGACCCUUUUAGCAAUUUUAUGUUUAAAAAAGAGCCAAGCGACAAGUCCUAGUGACUACUUGAUACAGCUCUACAGCUCGCAUCACAGCUGCUGGUUAUAAAAGUUGGGACAGCAAAUUCACUCAACUGAAUGAGUGUGUAAGAUCUGACUGAAUCACAUUUGCAUGAGCCCAGUGAUAUUCCCAACAAUCACCGUUGUUUCCAACUUCCAAUCACUUCACGUCGUUGUUCCCAACAACCAAUCACCGAUCACCGUUGUUGGGAACAACCAGUCGCUUUGUUCCCGACAACUAAUCACUGAUCUUAUUUGUUCUCAACAACCAACCACUGAUCACCAUUGUUUAAAAAAACAACAAAAAAACAAUCACUAAUCAUCAUUGUUCCUGACGACCAACCACUGAUCACCAUUGUUCUCAAUGACUAAUCACUCAUCAACAUAGUUCCAAAUGACCAAUCACU
This is a messenger RNA of Ictalurus furcatus (blue catfish), 10974 nucleotides long. RefSeq names its product solute carrier family 45 member 3-like. Bases 1273 to 4020 code for a protein of 915 amino acids. Gene Ontology annotation, cellular component: membrane. The record is from RefSeq and is a predicted model, not a curated record. Lineage: Eukaryota; Metazoa; Chordata; Actinopteri; Siluriformes; Ictaluridae. Gene Ontology annotation, biological process: transmembrane transport. Gene Ontology annotation, molecular function: sucrose:proton symporter activity. The transcript has 8 exons.